This is a messenger RNA of Cladocopium goreaui, 9828 nucleotides long. Lineage: Eukaryota; Dinophyceae; Suessiales; Symbiodiniaceae. The record is from the annotation of a GenBank genome assembly.
CUAGCUGUUUGCGGCCCAAACAAUCUGACACGUAAAGACCUCGCGAAUCUUGACGCCCCCUGCUGCCCCAUGGCUGGAGUAGAAGAGGAAAAGGUUGAGGUCGAGAAGGUGGAAGAGAAGAUUGAAGAGAAGAAAGAGGAGGUCGAACAGAAGGCUGAGGCUGAGGCAGAAGCUGAAAAAGUCGAGAAAGCUGAGGAGGAAAAGGAGGAAAAGGAGGAAAAGGUCGAGGAAAAAGCCAAAGAACCUGAGGAGCCAAAAGAGCUCGAGGCCGAUGCAAAGCCUUUGAGCGGCCCCAAGGUCAAGGGUUGUGCCUUGAACUUCGAAGACUCGACGCUGAAUGUGAUGCCAUCCGGAAGACUUUUGAGGACACUCUCGGAAGGAGGUAUGGGCUUCCUGCUCGCUUCAGUGCGAGCCAACACAGGCGUGAAGUCCGGGCGGUACAUGUUCGAAGCGCGCAUCGUGGAACAACUUCCAGUCCAAGAGGCUCAUGGUGCUCGAGUGCCACAGCCCAAGCACCUGCUCCGAAUAGGUUUCACCCUGGAAGGUAGCUCCCUCUUUUUGGCCGAUGGCACAGACAACGUGUGCUUCGAUAGCGAGGGCUUCUACACCUUCGGCAAAACGCGCACCAAGACGGGGCAGAAGUUCGUCCGCGACCAGACCGUUGCGUUGCUCGUAAAUUUGGAGGAAGGCUCGCCCAACCAAAACACCGUGUCGUUGUUCGUGAACGGCGCGCGGGCCUCCAAACCCCAGAAGAUUCCAGAGAAUAUGUGCGGCAAGGCGCUGUUCCCCACGAUCACCUACAGGAGCAUUUCGUUGGAAGUGAACCUGGGCCCGGUGCCCCGCAAAGCGUUGCCCUUCAGCUGUCACAUGAUCAGCUCGGCCACCCAAGCUGACACGGUGCAGAAUGUCAGCAAGAAGGGCAAGAAGGAAUGCAUCUUUCCGGUGGGACUUCCCGAGCAGGGCUUCUUCGAUUGGUUGGACGAGUUCCUGGAGAAAAAUCCGGGAUUCGUGGAGCUCUCGGACCGAAAACUCAUCGAGUGGGCCUUCAAGAGCGGCUUGGGACGACCCAAAAAAGGCGGCUCCAACGACAAGCCAGACAUGACCUUCAGCAAUCCCAUGCUGGACGACGGCUCCUUGAAGCGCGUGAUGCAGGCCAUCGCUCCGGCGCUGCAGCGAAGCUUCGUGAUCCCGGAGCUCAAGAGCAACCUGGUCCCUGCGGAGCGCGCUGGGGCGCUGGCGAAGUACUUGGCGCAGGAUUUCACCCGCAAGGCCAUUGUGGUGAUGGGUGAACCGCCCAAGGGGUACAAGGAGAGGAUUCAAGCGAUGAUGCUUGCUGAGAAGACGACUAAGGCUGAGCUUGAAAGGACGAAGAAAGAGAAAGAAGACGAGCGCAAGAGGCUGUUGGAACUCCGGGCCAAGAAGGCACAAGAGGCCAAAAACGCCAAGAAGGGCAAGGAUGCCAAAGAGACUGAAGAAGCCAAGGAAGAAGAACCGAAGGCAGAGGAGGAUGUGAAGAUGGAGGAACCCGCGAAGGUCGAAUUGACCGAGGAGGAGAAGGCCCUGCUGUACCGCCCCAUGGAGCUACCUGACCUGAGCGAACGUGAACUGUCCAAGAGCUACGCUUCCUUCUCUUUGCCCAGCAAGGAGGAAGGCUUCGACGACAUCAGCUAUGCCUGGCAAUCCGAGGACUCCUGCAGCGCUCUGUUGAAGUCCUGGAUCCUGCAGAAGAAGUUGACGCAGCGCGCCGAGGACCUACAGCCGGGAGCAGAGUUCAAGGAGGCGUAUCCCAAGUGGCAAAAGACCUUGCAGGAGUGGCGCAAGGCGCAGGCAGAAUAUCGAGAUCCCAACAAACGAAAGGCAGCGCAGGCCAAGAAAGCCGAGGCGGAAAAGAAGAAGUUGGAGGAGGAGAAGAAGAAGCUGCUGGAGGCGGGCGACGAAGACGCCGCCAAGGCACUGGAGGAAGCCGCCAAGGAGAAGGCCGCGCCCAUGGAGAUCGAUUUCGAAGACCUGGACGUCAUGGGCGUCCAGGAUAUCACGGAUCUGGGCAAUGGCAUGCCGCUUUUUGAGAAGUUCCAGUACGAAGACUGGACCUUGUUGGCCACCCGUUACGAGCUGCACCUGCUGCUGCAUUCCUUCAAGAAGGACCUCAACGACGCGGACCGACCCAGUUUUGGAGAGAAGCACUUGAGUUACUACUACUCCAAGUACUUCAAGAAGGCCUGGAAUUUCAGCCAGUUCGGUCUGGAGAAGUUUGAAGAUCUCUUGGAUGUGAUCCGUGACACCGUCAGCAUGGGGGAGCAAGACUUCAUGAAGGCAGAAAAGCCUGAGGAUACACCACUUGAGGACUUUGUGAAGAUGACCGAGGAAGCCAAAGGAAACCCCAAGGGAGGAAACAAAGGUUCCACCGCACCCAGCACUGGCCGCACCGGUUACGGUGGCUAUGGCGGUGGCAGCUACAACAGCGGGAACAGCGGCGGCGGCGGCGGCUAUGGCGGAGGCAACUAUUCGUCCCAAAAGAGGGCAUAUGCUCCAUCUUCCGGGAACUAUCCGGCAGCUGGGGCUCUCAGUGAACUGCUCUCAGCACAGGCGAAGCAGCCCCGAACUUCCUAUGGCACCUAUGGCAAUGGUGGCGCACGUGGAGGCAGCGACCAUGGAAAACCCGUGCCCGGCAGCAUUUUGCUUGGUAUGGAGGAAAGCCACCUGCCGCAGCUGCCUCAACUGCCGCUGCCUCAAGUGCCGCAGGUGGUUUCUCCAUGCGACAGACUCGCCGCGCCGGACGUCGCGGACGUUGACGACGCGGGUGAUGUCAGAGAGGGCGCAGGCGACGGCCAGACGCUUCCGAGCACAGCAGCUCAGGAGUGCGCAGAGAUCGAGGAGAACACAGAGGUCUUGCAGAGCUUGAAACUUGAUUUGGAUCCCCCCGCAGUGCCGAGCCUGGACGAAAAUUGCCAUGACUUGGAUGUUCCCUCCGAAGUGCCCUUCAUGCUUCGGGAAGACAUCGUUUCAGCGCCGAUUUCGCAGGCGCCGAUUUCGCAGCUCUUCGAUUCCAGUGCCCAAGUCGUUUCGACUGUUCCAUUUUACUCGGAUUUUUUCGGCUCAAGCCCCACAAAACUGAAGUCUUCCAUCGUAGCAGAUCCGCGCUGUGAAAUCGCCAUGAACCGCUUUCUGUCGUUCUGUGUCACCGCCGCUCUCCUGGCUGCGGCAGAGGAUUGUGAGAAUGAUGAACUUCAGCUUCUUCAAGUGCAUGACAAGUUCCCAGAUUGGUCGAAGAUUCUGGAGGCAGGUGCUGCAGCAGGUGCAGAUGCCAUGAGUGGAGGCAUUGGCAAAGUGACCUCGCAGAUCGGCAAUGCCAUCACUGACUUGGACAGUCAGGUGAUGCAGGCUGAGGGUCGCUUCAACGCUUCUCUCAGCAAGUUCAAUCAGGCCUUGAAUGCAACCACCACCGUGAGUCAAAAUUUGACCGCGUUCAAGACCUUGAUCAGCACCACGCUGGAAAGGUAUGUGCCCUUCUACAGCUCAGCCAUGGAACAGGUGCAGAUCGCUGUUAAGACCACCCAAGCAGUUGCAGGGAUGAUGGGGCAGAAGGAUCUGAUUGACAAGUUGGAGGAUCUGAAUCAGACAGUCGUGGAGAAGUUCGGUGACUUGGCCGAGUCCUCGGAGGCGCUGGCCUCGGAGGUCACGGAAACGACCCACGAGAAAUACGGCGACAUCGUGGAGGACGUGAAGGGCAAACUGGACUCAAUCGUAGAUACCACAGGCAGCUUUCGGAAAAGCUUCAACCAACGGCUGGAGGCCUUGACCCAAUCUCUAGAGGGCCCACUGAAAAUGGCGUUAGGCAGCGAGGGUAGCGCUGAGAUCCUGAGCCUCAAGACCAAGGCCCAGAAAAUGGUCAUGAACUUGGACUCUUUUGCUCAGAUUGUCAAGAUGGGAUUGGCCAGCGCAGCAGAUGGCGUCGAUACACAGGUGGCGAAUGUCAAGAAGAAGGUCACCCAGUCUCAGCCCGCCGGAGUCGAGACGGCCAGGACCUUGGUGGAGCAGCGACGUGUGGACACGGCCCUGCGAGGACUUCCAAGUGGCAAGUACGGUGCGGAGGGCGCAUUGCUACGGUUGAAGUGCUUCAUCCAGCUGAGGAAAUUUGCAGAUGCUGCGAAGGAAUGCGAGACUGAAGAACUGAAGGAUAGCUUCGAGGCGCAGCUCUUCCUGGCACAGGCGCCAUAUUUGCUCCGGGCAGACGGCUUCGGGGCGCUGCGGAAGCUGCAGGAGUUGUCGGAAGCGUGGCGGAAGAAAGGUCCAGAGAGCAUGGAUCUUCGAUUGAAACUGCUGCAGGUCUUCUCUCAGCUGAGUCUCCAGGUAGGCCAUGGACAUGUGGGCCUGGCAGCUCUCCAAAGGGCGCUGGAUGGAGGUGACGGGGCAAAGCGCCAGCUGUGGUCCUUGCUAGGUCGACACCACUUGAGCUGGGGCAAUCUCACUGCUGCCAAAGACGCCUUCGAGACCGCGCGGAGUUUGGGACCGGCCCAGGAAGCCAGCUUGUUCCUCAAUGAAGGCUUGUUGGCUAUGGCCCAGGGCGAUUACGCCCAUGCCAGGGGCUUCUUUGAAUCCGCCACUGCGGCGUCCGACCCAGAGGAGGCCUUGGCGGCUGAAAAUAACCUGGCCGUCUGCAAGUUCUAUACCAAGGACCUGCCGGGAGCUUGCCGGCGGCUCGAGGCGCUUGUGAAGCAAGACGCCCUGCGCUUUCUGAAGCCCUGUCUCUUGCAGAACUUGGUCUCGCUCUACGAGUUCUCCCAGGAAGCGGCCCUGAAGCGCCAAGAGCUACACGCCUUGGCGAAAACGGGGCUGAUCUUAGGGCAGCUGGGCUGCCCCAAAUUCAUCGAGCCUGCGGGCUUGGGUCUCCCCGAGGGGAAGGAGCUGCUGGAGUGUCACAUGUACGACAGCUCCUUGCAGCCGCAAGGCAAGGCAAUCUGGGAGACCAUAGCCCGAGGUGAGAAGGCCCAUGGCCAAUGGUUGACAGCUACCCUGGUGGCGGUCGAGGAUGAGCACCUCAAAUGGUGGCUGGACACAGGACCGGGGAGCACCCAACGCAGGGAGUUUUUCCUGCACAUCUGCAAUGGGGAGGUCAAGAGCUGCAAGGGCAUUCAUGCCAAGGACCCCUUCUCAUUCCACACUGAUUGUGGUCGGCUGUUGGAGAUUUCUGACAUACAAAAUCGUCGGGCCGCUUGGUGGCAGUCUGGAGUUGCAAAGAAGGACUUUGAGGGUUUCAGAAAGACCCUGCUUGAUGCCAACAAAAAGGGGGUGCGCCCUGGUAGCCCUGUGGACGAUGGUGAAGUUUUUGAUUUAGAGGUCCCAGAGCCAGAGGGUGGCGCUGCCGAUCGCGAAGGUCUUGGAGGUCGCGAUGAAGAUGUGAGAGAUGAGCUUGAUCGGCUCAGAAGGGACGUGAACCAAGACCGGAAAAAGGAUACGAGGGUUGCACGCCAAAGAUCUCCGCGGAGAGGCAAGGGAACGGAGGCCAAGCUCCCAGCAAAGAAGCCUCGCAGAUCAAGGACUGUGUCAAGGAGCAAGGAGAAGAAGGACAAGACAGCAGGCGCCAAAGAGAGGAUUUGGUUUGGGCAGAAGGUGAAGCCCGUCAGGAGAGAUUCCUCUUCGUCGAGGAGGUCACGGUCCAGAAAGCGACAGAAGGACAGGAAGCGUUCCAGGAGCAGUUCUGGUGAUUCACAUGACCGUGGCCGCAAGAGGAGAAGAAAGAAGGAGCGUGACCGUGGUCCCUAUGGCUGUGGGGCCGCAAUUGACUUCGACCGUGAACAGGAGGAGGAGUCGGAUUCAAUGUCCGGGGAAGAGGGUUUUCAGAGGGCGGGCUCGGACCGGAGGAGCCACCAGCUGCGGCUGGUAGAGUACUCCCAGAGGAGGCCAGGUCGCUUGACGAGCCGGCUGUUGACGAAGAUGCGACAGCUGCUCGCGAGGGACGCCGGGUCCGCCAUCAACUUCGCCUCGAACCCAGACAUGACUCCCUCAACAUCGACAAGCUACCUGCUGACGGUCAUGAUCCCAACCUACAAGGAGAAGUUGGGAGUAAGGCUCCUUCGAGAGCUUCGGACGGUGACUGCCGCCCUGGACAACAUAGCAGCAGGGCAAGGAGCCGUCGCGGCGGACAUCCUGAGUCAGCGUCUCAAGGCAUUGGAGCUCCAGCUGAACGACAACGGCUGGCAUCGGGCUCAGUACCUCGAGCUGAUAGCUCCGGAGGGGGCAGGCUUAGCCGAGCAGGACGAACAGCGGAUGGCAGCCCGCGAGCAAGCUCUGGAAGCCAAGAUGCAGCUGCAGUCAAGACCAAGAACCCCGUGGACAGCAGAGGGGAAAGGCAAAGGCGAAGGCGUCGGAAAGGGUCGAGGAAAGAAAGGGGGCAAACGCGGCAAGUGGACGAGCCCCGAGCAGGUUGACGUGAUUGCAGAUGUGGACUCUGGGGAGGAAGUUCUGGAGUCAGCUCUGCGGAGCAGGAUCACAGUCACGCGUGACGGCCCUGUGGCACUGGUUGACUGGCAGAAGUCAUUGUCAGAGGCUUUCAAGUCAGGCAGGAAAACCUUCGCGGAUUUUGGGGCCCUGAUCCUCCACAGCCUUAGCACGCUGGAUACGCCAUUGGGCGACUUCACCAGGCGUUUUUGUCAUCACAUGCAGCCGCCACCGACCGACGAGGUCCCAUACGCCAGAAAGGGGGAUCUACUACCGGUACAUCCAACGUGCAUCAAAGUGGGGGAAAAUGGAGUCACGGAUGCCAACUUGGAGUGGACGCAGUUGAUGUUCACCCUCAUCGAUUACAACUACUGUACAGCUUGGACCAAGCCCAUCUGCGUUCCAAUGGACAGCAAGUUGUCACCCAAUCAGGCCCUGGCAGUGGCUGAAGUAGCUCGCACGGUUGACUCCAACAUCAUCAGUGCAGAUGAGGUGCCAACUCUGGGAGAAGCCAGGGCCUCCUUGCAGAGCAAAAAGUAUGACUAUGCGGGAAACCCUGUGGAAUAUAUGCAAGAAUUGAAGGCAGAGAAGGUUUUCCCUACAUGGCCGCGGCCAGGUGAAGCAGGGGUCAGAUGCAUAACAGACCUACUGGAAGGAGAGGUGAAGGAGGCGAUGAUGGACCCUCAUCAGUGGGUGUUGCCUUGGGACAAGCAGCCCCUCACCUCGAAGCGUUCCAUUGUCAGGGCAACUGACAGUGAAUGGGAAAAGAUCUGCACAGAGGGGUACAAGAGGGGCCUCUUCUGUAUGGUGGAUGAUGCAGAUGUCCCGAAAGAUCGUUCAGGGCACCUGGUGGUCAACGGGGCCGGAGGUGUCACGAAGGUCAAGGUUAUCAAUGGAAAGGAAGUGACCCUCCAGAGAUUUAUCUCAGUGCUUAUUCCCACGAAUGAAAUGAUGAUGGAACUCCCGGGGGCACAGGACACCCUGCCCUAUGUCGGUCAACUCACUGCGUUGCACCUUGCCCCUGAUGAGGAUUUAUAUUUGGAGUCGGAGAACCUGCAGAGCGCCUUCAACUUGUUCAGGGUGCCGCCCUGCUGGAGCCCCUUUUUCGCCUAUGCCCGUAAGGUGCAUGGUCGAGCUUUUGGCCGCCCAGACUUGGACAAGGUCAGACCAGCACUCUGUGUAGUGCCAAUGGGGUGGAAGUCCGCAGUGACGCUGGUUCAGUUCGCCGUGCGGCAACUGGUGUUUGGGCUUGCCAAAAUCCCGCGCUCCACCUCCCUGGAAAAAGGUCUGCCCAUCCCAGAGGGCAAUCACCUGACGGUGGUCUACCUGGACAACAUGGACGAGAUCCGCAUUGUCAAGCGGCUCAGCGAGGAACUUGAGAAGGUCGGUUCAGAGCCAACUGACACUCAUGCUCGCUUCAAUGCUGCCUGUGACGAAUUGGGCUUGGCCAGAAACAGUGCUAAGCAGCUGAUCAAGGCAAUGAGCGGCGGAAUCCAAGGUGGAGAACUUGAUGGAAAGCAGGGAAUCAUCAAGGUAAGCAGGGAUAAGCUGCACAAUUUCAUUGCCAUCAGCUUGGCGCUGGUCACUUCCCCCGUGGUGUCGGAGUUUCAGAUCAGGCACUGGAUUGGGAAGGCAGCGUUUACGGCCGCUUUCAGACGCCCUCUUUUUGCGGUGCUUCAGGAGGUCUUUGUCCUGAUGGAGAAGUGCAGAACAAGAGGCCAGGCCUUGAGCCGCGAAGUGGUCGACGAGAUCCUGUGCUUCAUGGGGUUGGCCACACAAGCGCAGAGCGAGCUUAGGUCGGAGGUUUCGCCCAUCAUCUCCUGCACCGAUGCAUCACCCUCCGGCGGGGGAGCCGCCAUUGCCACAAAGUUCAAGAACAAGAGUUUGGUGGUCCCGGAGGAGUUGGAGAAGAAGGAGCAAUGCGGGUGCUGCGGCACAGAUUUCAGGGAGAUGGAUCCAAUGCGCAGAAUCUACGUCUGCCCCAGAAAAUGCGGUGAGCGCUUCUGCUCAGCCCUUUGUGUUUCGGACCACACAUCUGAAGCUUGUGUGCGAUCCGACUUCUUUGCUCCCAAGUUUGGAGAACGCUUCAGCGGGCCACGGUAUCCACUUACAAAGGCCUGCGGGCUGGCGGGGAUUGCGAUCCAGAAACCGCUCGAUAAGCUGGUACCGGGUGAUGCUUGGGACUUCUUGACGGAGGCUGGGAAAGAACGACUCGCUGCUGUAGAGGCAGAUGAGGCACUCAAGGCCGAACACUGGGGGCCGGAGUGUCGCACUUUCUCGCGCGCGAGAGGAAGAUGGAUCCAACUCCCAGAUGGAACCUGGAUACAAGGCCCCCGACAAGUGCGCAGUUCAGACGAACCGUGGGGUUUCGAGGAGCUCAGUCGAGGGGACGCAAUUGCUGUGAGGCAAGGAAACUCCUACAUGAAGCGUUCCAUAAAGGGGUUGCAGAACAGGCACAAAGCAGGUGGUGUGGCCUCGCUUGAACACCCCUACAACAGUUUUGUGUGGGAUACAGAUGAGAUUGAGGAGUUGCGCCUGACAGGUGAUUGGUUCCUGACAGUUUACAGCCACUGCUGUUUUGGAGGCCAGAGGGUGAAGUGGACACAUCUGCUGCACAACUCACCCUACUUGCACAGGGCCCUGCACAAGCCGGACUGCCCAGGGCAUGUUGGCCUCAAAGGGUAUCAGGUGAGGUGGAACUCGAACGGGCAGCUCAAUUUUGACACAUCGGUUGAGGCCGAGUAUCCAUGGGGCUUUUGCGUGACCUAUGCUCACGCAUUGGCAGAGCACCUUCGGGCUGUGACGCCAGCACCUGUGGGUUCCUACCCACACACCCUUGAGUCCCUGGUGUACACCCAAGUGCGAGGUGCUACCAAGGGGCUUCAGAAUGAAGGCCACGUCAACAAGGUGGUGGACGCGGUUUGCGACACCCUGGAAAACAUGACAGAAGGCAACGAGGAUGAGCAUUUGAAGUGGCUCCUCCGCCAGGUAGGGCUUCGGGGCACAGAUGUCAGGCUCACAGUCCCUGAAGAGCAGAUCUCCAAGGAGGUUGUCCACCCCUAUCCAGCGUUCCGCUGGUUGUGGCGCACGGUGAUGAGCUACAAAUGGUCAACACAUCAGCACAUUAAUGUGCUUGAGCUCACAGCAGUUUUGACAGAGUUCAGGCGCCGGCUUCGUGACACAGAUCACAUCAACAAGCGCAUCCUGAAUGUGGUGGACUCCCUCGUGACCUAUUUUGCAGUGACAAAAGGAAGGUCAGGCAGCAAAAGGCUCAACCGAACCCUUAGACGGAUCAUGGCCCUCAAUCUGGCCAGCAAGUCGGUGCUUAUAUCCCUUUGGACGCUCAGCAAAUGGAACUAUGCAGAUGCCGCCUCGCGGCGGUUUGAGUGA